AUGGCAUAUGCCCAUGUACAUGCACCAACCUACCCAGGUGGCCUGCCCCCUCCCAGCGUGCCCAUUCCGCCGGCCCCGCACAGCAUGCCAUCCCCAGGUGGCACAGGGGUGACGUGGCCACCAGGCGCUGUGGGGCAGAUGACAUAUGGGCCAUAUGCUCCCCCUGACCAGCACAUACAGAGCAGGAGGCAGCAAAUAUCGCCAGGCCUGCUAGCGUCUGGCCCUAUGGUGUGCACAACAGCCCGUACACAGUACUCCCCCGUGCCAGGCUCCUUUGUGCCGGUCUCCCCUGGGCCAGUCUACUACCCUUUGCCGAUGCAAGAAGCCCGAGUGACGGUAGAGUGUCACAUCGCAACAGCGCUUGUGAAAAUUGAGUUUUUGGUGGAUGGGUCCCGUUCCUUUGGUGGUGCUGGAGUUUUAUUCUUGCCAAAGAACCAUGAUACGACAGUGACAGAAGUAACGAUAGAGAACACGACAAGAGAUUCAGUUUUUGCCACCUUGGUGGUGCCAAAAGAUGAAGCAAAACGAUACGCGAAGUCGCCCAAUAACAAACCUAUUGAUCCCAGACCGGCGGGUCCAAACAAUCCAGAGCUGUUCAGCAUCAGUUUUGGAAGCAUCAGUACUGGAGACGUGUUCAAAGUGACAGUGCAUUGCUUCCAGCCGCUCUGGUUCCAAGAGGGCAUGUACCAAUUGCAAUUUCCCAUGGUGUGGCCCCGCCAAGUGGUGAGCGGACCUGGGAGUCUUCAGUCGAUGAUGCAAAUAAAUUGCAGCAUCAACACAGGCAUCCCAACAGAAGUGACCUGGGAAUGCCCGACCCACAAGAUGCUGGAACAUAAUGUACAGCCUGGAAGAGUGGAAUUGGUUGCCGACAGAGAGGUGCAGUGGGGCAACAAAGAUUUUAUGAUAGGGUACCAUGUCUGGGGCAAUGCCAUUGUGGCAUCUGUGAACAUUCAGCCACCAAAUGCGGACAGAGCAACAAGCGACCCACGGGGAACCUUCUCCCUGGCAAUUUCCCCACCUGCACCAGGAGUUACGCAGCCUUUUAUGAAAAGCGUUGUUUUCCUUGUGGAUCGCUCGCGAACUAUGGUGCGCCCACGGAUAGACUAUGUGAGGAAUGCGCUCAUGGAGGGCUUGGACAUGCUGAGCCCUGUGGACCACUUCAACAUCAUCGCCUAUGACCAUGAGCAGAUAACCUUGUCGGCAGAGUUGAUGAAAGCGACCCCAGAAAACAUCGCCACUGCCAAGAACUGGAUCAUUGGGCAUGUGGUGGAACGAGGUGGCAUGGACAUCUUGACGCCUAUCCUCCAGGCCCUCCAAAUUCUGCAGGAUACCAUGUACAUGCCUUAUGUGUUCCUGUUGACAGCAGGAGCUGUGGAAAAUGAGCGGGAUAUUGCUCAGUACCUCCAGAGAGCUGUACAACAUGCAGAGGCUUCCAACAGGAGGAUCCCUCGGGUGUCGACUUUUGCAAUAGGGCACAACUGCAACCACUACUUCUUGAAGCAACUUGCUGUCAUUGGCCGAGGCACAUUUGAUGUGGCCUCUGGGCCCUUUGAUAUUCAGGUUCAAAUUCGGCAGAUGUUUGAAGCAGCAUCGAGGCCAGUGCUGACAAACGUGCGAAUCAGAAUGGAAGGUCUAUCUGAGGUGGAAGUAUACCCUUACCCCAUCCCAGACCUGUUUGUGGGACUUCCACUGUCAGUGUGUGGGAAGUACAGUGGGGCCUUCCCUGGUGAGAUACAGAUAUUGGGAGACCUGCCGAAUGGCGACGAGUGGUGUCAAGACGUCCAUACCACGCAGGCGGCUGCGAUGUCUCUUGACAAAGUGUUCAUCAAACAGCGCCUGGACGUUCUGAGUGCCCUGGCAUGGUUCAAUGAUGAUGCGGAGAUUGUGAAACAGAUCAUCAACGAGAGCAUGCGGCACAGCGUCGUGACGCAGCAUACGGCUAUGAUGGUGCUGGAAUCCACAAAGAGUAAGCACCAAGAGAUGGUGAAGGAGAAAGCACAAGGGAAGAAGUUCAAUCCCAAGAAAUUUGCUGUCGGUGGCGCUGCCGGCCUCGUCGCUAUUGUUGGAGCAACAUCGAUACUCUCAGGCAAUCCGGUACCUCCGCUUCCAGGGGAAUGCUGUGGGGACUGCUGGGGGGACAUCGGGGAUUGCGUGAAAAGCUGCACGCAAGAAACGGGGGAGUGCAUGUCCGACGUGGGGAAAGCGUGCAACAAUUUUAUGGAGUGUUUAAGCAACUGCUGUUUCUAA
Ostreobium quekettii is the source of this 2247-nucleotide messenger RNA. The record is from the annotation of a GenBank genome assembly. NCBI's taxonomy places the organism in Eukaryota, Viridiplantae, Chlorophyta, Ulvophyceae, Bryopsidales, Ostreobiaceae.